Molecule: messenger RNA, 1011 nt
Organism: Scedosporium apiospermum
Lineage: Eukaryota; Fungi; Ascomycota; Sordariomycetes; Microascales; Microascaceae
Exons: 9
Coding region: 1-1011 (336 amino acids)
Molecular function (GO): agmatinase activity; metal ion binding
Source: RefSeq, a predicted model, not a curated record
AUGAGAACUAUCGUCCUCCUCCGCGCGCUUCUGCUUUUGGUGGUGGGUGCGCCCAAAACAUUGCCGUCGUUGCUCAUGCAACAUGAGGGCGACUUCAUCGGCGAGAUUCCAACGAUGGCCGAUGAUGAGUGCCCCGUUCGAUACCGUCGACCGGGAGCGAGGUUUGGUCCCCGCGGCAUCCGAUCAGGUUCCUGGCGCAUCAAGCCGGAAAGCGCGUGGAGUGUCUACACAGGUGAAAACGUCUUCAAAAGCGGAGCGAAGAUUGUCGAUUGUGGAGACGUGCCGAUGACAUGGCUUGACAAUACAGUCGCCCUUCGGCAGCUAGAGACGGCCCACAAUAUUGUUGUGGGGCGAAAGCCAGUGUCGGAACGCCUGUCUUCCAUUCCACGAGUCAUCACGCUGGGUGGAGACCACACGACCACCCUAUCUGCGUUGAGGGCCGCGUUCAAGAGAUGGGGCAAGUUUUCCGUGAUCCACUUUGAUGCUCACAUUGACACAUGGGAGCCGAAUGUUUUAGGUGGUGACAUAUCAGACUACGCGGGGCUGAACCAUGGAACUUUCCUUCACAUUGCUCACGAGGAGGGUUUGAUCUCAAACACCAGCAUCCAUGCGGGCAUAAGAGGCGCCCUGACGAGGCCCACCGAAGACUCAAAGAAUGAUCUUCGAUGCGGCUUUGCAUCUAUCACUGCCCGAGCACUAGAUCGACUCGGAAUCGACGGUGUUGUCGAACAGCUCAAAGGCAGGGUCGGAGAUUCAAAUGUAUACAUAAGUGUCGACAUCGACGUCCUUGAUCCCGCAUUUGCACCAGCUACUGGUACUGCUGAACCCGGCGGUUGGACCACCAGGGAGCUUUUAAGUAUAAUCGACUCACUCGCCGGGCUGAAAGUUAUAGGCGCCGACGUCGUGGAGGUUGCGCCUGUGUAUGACAAUGUUGGAGAAACGACCAGUCUGACCGCUGCUGAGAUAGUGCAAUCACUCUUGUACCUCAUGUUGAAAUCCCCAUUUUCUUAG